Molecule: messenger RNA, 329 nt
Organism: Moneuplotes crassus
Lineage: Eukaryota; Ciliophora; Spirotrichea; Euplotida; Euplotidae
Source: the annotation of a GenBank genome assembly
AUGUUGUUCCAGAAAAUGAAAAUCUUUGUGCGCAUAAUUUUGUUCUUGGUGGCAACAGCAGGAGCAGGAAGGCGCACUUCAGAGUGGAUGGAGGAAGGAAUACGAACUGAACAGCCUCUGGUUAAUGUGCAUCUUGCAGAUUAUGGAUUAUUUGGUCCCUUAGAACCACUAAACUCGGAAACUUAUCAACAAGAAGUUCCCUUAAUAGAAGGUACAACAGUAAUUGAAAGAAGUUUUCCUGAACUUGAUGAUCUCCUCGAUAAUAUCAUAAUAUACAAUGAUGAUUCUGAAGCCUUAGCUGAUACUAAUUCUUUCUCUAAUUAUUAGAU